Messenger RNA from Perkinsus marinus ATCC 50983, 2375 nucleotides. RefSeq lists its product as hypothetical. Gene Ontology annotation, cellular component: RQC complex. Bases 1 to 2367 code for a protein of 788 amino acids. Lineage: Eukaryota; Perkinsozoa; Perkinsida; Perkinsidae. The transcript has 17 exons. The record is from RefSeq and is a predicted model, not a curated record.
AUGAUUAUCUUCACAAUUGAUUUGAAAUUGCACGAUCGUUGCGUUGUGGUGGUCGGGACCAUGGAAAAGAUUAGCAAUUGUGUUAUGAGUAGACGACAGAUUAACAAGCAGCUCCGUCUAGCGGAGGAAGGAGACCUCGAAGGAUCAGUCCCUGCUCUCGGGGAGGGGGAAGAAGAGCUGACGGUCGAGGAAUCUCCCAAGCGGUAUAAGAACGUCUUCGCAGCAGCACUAGAUAGUGACGAUGAUGAUGAGUAUACCUCUUCGAGUGACGAAGAGGAGGAGACGAUUCCGGCAGCGCCGGCGGUGGUGACAGAGAAGAGCAAGACGCCGCAGAAGCAUACCCAGAAGAAGAAGAGCACUCCUCCACAGCAGCGAGGCAAAAGCAGUAAAGCUUCGAAGGCUGACGAGAAGAAGAAUUCGCCUGCAUCGACGACAACAGCUUCAUCCGAGCCAUUGCUGAGGAUUGCUCGUGGCAAUCUAAAUCCACAGACUGAGAUCAAGCGCAUCUUCGGUUCUGAGGCUUAUAACUUGGGAGUUCGAGCUGAGAACACUGCUACUCACUCGCACAAUCGAAUCAUGAACCCCCGGGGGAUGGGGGUGGCGACAGCUGCUCAAUCCAGUGCGAACUUAAAGAAGAAGUCGUGGCUGUUGCAUGGUUGGCCUAUGAACCAGGAGGAGGAGAUGUGGCCGAGCCCAGCUGCAGUGAAGGAUGCGACGCUGAUGAUGAAAGUAUACUCUCCGUCAGGGAGCAGUACAUCCAGUGGAGAGGAUAGAGCUCAGUUCUAUCUAGAGCCGAGCAACUCUUAUUUGAAGUCUAUGGACACCUACUGCGAAAUUAUACUGGCUAUCACUGACCUCUACCGGGAGCAUCGGGAGUUCGAGCGUGCCGGGCAGCUCUUGCGGCGAGGGCUGUAUGUCCUACAAUGCAGCACUCAUCCCCUAUUUGAUCCUUUCAUGGAGUCUAAUACUGGGCACAAGAAUCAGAAGAAAAACAGCAGCGGCAAGAAGCGACAUGCUAGGGGCAAGCAUCCUACCGGUAACGAAGAAGUGGGAUUAGUAGCCUCACUGCGGCUGUCCAAGGAGGACCCUUACUACUGUUUCACAAUCCUCGCAUUAAGGACUCUGUUGGUUCACGGUCUGCUACUGGCUGGUCAAGGCUGCACUCGUACAGCUUUGGAGAUUUUCAAACUACUACUGCUAAUGGAUGUCGAGAAGGAUAGAGUUCAUGCCCUCAUGCACCUUGAUACUUAUGCUAUCCGCAGCCACGAAUACGAUUGGCUUCACCGUUUCGUAGCGUCCUACGCGUCAUUGCCACCUGCAGCUCCUGAGGAAGUUCAAUACUCAGCUCUCGAUCUCGCAAUGCCAAACUUCGCAUUCUCGGAAGCGUUGGCGCGAUAUCAACAGCUACCGACAGCCGAGGAGGCUUCAGCCGCUAUACCACGGGUCACGGCCGAGGACUUGCGGAAAACGCUCAUCAUCACUGAUGCUCCGACUGGCGACUCGGCAUUAGAUGCUUCGGUGGCGCUCAUGAAAGCCAUACUUCUGUUCCCGUAUACUGUGCGAACACUGUUGAUAGCGAUGUCAACUCCUCUAUCAGGACCGGGGCAUAAACCUUGGGAAGAUUUGUUUAGGAACCCCCCGUUCUCGGAUGCUCGAACAUACUUCAUGCAUGCAAAAUUCGGCUCGAUCCACCUCCUUAUGGGGGAAGCUUAUGCCGAGAAGGCGUGGCAAUUAUGGAAACCCGAACAGUUGCAGCAGUGGCUCUUCUCUGUCUGUCAACGGCUGGUUGAGCUGAGUCCAGACCUGGAGCUUGUUAGAAGGCGAUGGUCUACGAGCACUCUGCCUGAUCUAGUCGGAAGGUAUUCUGACAUUUCCAAGUCGGAGUUCACCGUCAAUUCUCCGAUGCUUCCAAGGGCUCUCUUUGAAGCCGACAAUGAGUUGUUCAAAACUUAUGGAACUGAUCUCCGUCGUGAUGGAGGAGAUGCCAGUCGAGCAAAUGUAUCCCUAGAGUCGAAUCCUGUUGUCGCAUUUCUCCAAAGCCUCAUGCCAUGGUCACGUGUGGAUUACACUGGUACUGAAGCCGAACCGAUAAACAUCACGGCUGGCAUUCGAGGAGCUCUAGAUCGGAUCACCGAACGGUUGGGUCUAGGAGGGGAACCUCAGCCUGUGGAUGAAGGAGAGGAGGAAGAGGAGAAUGGGAUGGUGAACGACUUGGGAGAUCGAGGGAAUCUCGAGAUUGAUGAUGAUGAAGAUCCACUAAUACAACGGAUCCUUCUAGAAGAGGCCGCUGGUAACGAAGCACGACGAGGCAGAGGAGCGUCAUCAUCAUCGAGUGAUUCGGCCGUUGAGGAUAUCCAAAUGGAUUGACGUCGUUA